This is a messenger RNA of Paramecium tetraurelia, 1240 nucleotides long. RefSeq lists its product as uncharacterized. The transcript is spliced from 5 exons. The record is from RefSeq and is a predicted model, not a curated record. NCBI's taxonomy places the organism in Eukaryota, Ciliophora, Oligohymenophorea, Peniculida, Parameciidae.
AUGAAAAGUGUUCUCAACUAAUAAAAAUAACCUGUACCACUGAACGUAGCCAACAGUAUAAAUAAAAAUGCAAAAAACGAUUUUAUAGUAAAAGAUUGUGACAUACCAAAAAUUAAUAAGAUUCCAACAUCAAAGAGGAUUCAGACUAAACCAAAAGAAAAUGCUGUAAGUGAAUACAAUGUAAUCACAAGAUGCGUGACUGAACAAAGAAGAAGCUCUGUCACGGAAAAUAGUAUUAGUGAAUUUAAAGAAUAAAACAAGAUUCCUACCUAUUGUCUGAAAUGGUUGAACUAUAAAUAUCAAAAGAAAGAAUUUCUUCAAUUGGAGUAGCAAUUUUUAAAAAUUCUAUAAAUAAAGCCUGAGAAAGAUAUUGUUCAUCAAAUAGAACGAGAUCUUUCAAGAACAAUCAAGGCUGAGAACCACCAUACAGAAAUUAAAAAUAUUCUGACUGCUUAUUCUGUUUACGAUCCCAAUAUUGGAUAUGUAUAGGGAAUGAAUUAAAUAGUUUCAAUUCUAUUCAAUCAUGCAAAAUAAGAGUGGAUAGCCUUUUGGCUUUUUGUAAAUUUAAUAGAAUAAAUGGAAAUUCGAGAUAUUUUUUAAUUAUCGCUUAAUGCUAUUAACAAAUACUCAAAAAUUUUGGAUUUUCUUUUGAAUAAAUUUGUACCUAGAAUUUAUGAUAAUUUAUCUUAAAAGUAAGUAAAUACUGAAUUAUUCAUAUAAUAAUGGCUACUAAGCUUACUAUUAUAGUUUAUUCCAUUUGAAUAUACUCAAGUUUAUUUGGAUGGAUUAUUCAAAUAAGGAAUAUCAUAUUUUUAUACUAUAGCAUUAACAAUCAUUAAGGCAUUUGAUAAAGCAAUACAAGAAGAGGAGUAAAUCGAGAUCUUAAUUUUGUUAACUUCAAAACAAUAUAGUUAAUUGAAAUGGCCAUCCAUUUUUGUAUUUUAAUGGGACAUCAAUCCGGGUUAAUUGAGAGUGCUAUUAGAUUGUUUUGAUAGCGACACAAAUUCUUUUCAAAAACCUAAAUUCUAAACGCAUUGCUCAUAGCUUACAACAAACUUCUUCCAAUUUAUUAAAAAUAGUUGAAUUCUAUCUGUUAUAUGACUAUUCCAUUUAAUUUAUAUUUCUUAUUUCUAAAUCUAAUAUGGCUAAAGAGUUCCUGCAAAAAACUUGCAAAUAUAAUGCUCAUCCAAAAUUGAAUAAAAAUAACAAAAUUUAGAAAAAGAUACUACAGAUUUUUUUU